Messenger RNA from Myxocyprinus asiaticus (Chinese sucker), 1736 nucleotides. RefSeq names its product sodium-dependent lysophosphatidylcholine symporter 1-like. Gene Ontology annotation, biological process: carbohydrate transport. NCBI's taxonomy places the organism in Eukaryota, Metazoa, Chordata, Actinopteri, Cypriniformes, Catostomidae. Gene Ontology annotation, cellular component: membrane. Bases 84 to 1655 code for a protein of 523 amino acids. The record is from RefSeq and is a predicted model, not a curated record. The transcript is spliced from 14 exons. Gene Ontology annotation, molecular function: symporter activity.
GCACCACGCCUACUCUGUAACUAGUAUAAGUGUUAUAAAAACUGUUAUGGGUAGCUCUUCUGCUCGAUAAUUGGGGUCGAACGAUGGCCGACGAUAGUGGUAAUAUACUGGACAACCGAACAGAUGAGAAUAUGGUCUCUGCGAUGGAAAAUGACAACAAUCAGCCGAAAGCUCCAGGCAUCCCUUUAUCCAGGAAAUUGUGCUAUGCCAUUGGAGGAAUGCCUUAUCAAAUGACUUCAAAUGCCAAGGGCUUCUUCAUGCAGAUCUUUUUACUGGAUGUUGUGGAGAUGGGGGCCUUCUCUGCAUCCAUCAUUCUCUUCCUUGGUCGAGCUUGGGAUGCCUUUACUGAUCCUCUGAUUGGAUAUAAUGUGAGCAAGAGUGGCCGGACACGAAUUGGCAAACUCAUUCCCUGGAUUGUGUUCUCAAUGCCAUUUGGGGUCCUAUCCUACAUCAUGCUCUGGUAUACUCCACUGGACGCCAUGUCCCCUGGCUUCAGUUUCUGGUGGUACUUCACAUGGUGCUGUCUGUUUGACACCUUCAUGAGUUGUUACCAUGUGCCGUAUUCGUCCCUAAACAUGUUUCUGGGAGGGAAUGAGAGAGAUCGAGACUCAGCCACCGGCUACAGAAUGGGAAUGGAAGUGUUUGCUACACUGGCGGGAGCCACCAUUCAAGGUCAGAUAGUGGGGGUGUACCACGCAAAGAGAUUGCGUGCAUGCAGCUUGCAAAAUGACACAGAAGUGCCCGCUGGGAAUGACACGGCCUCACCUGAUGGCAUUUCUGAGAGCCUUCAAAAUACAAGAAGAGCCUAUUUGACUGCUGCACUAGUAUUAGGAAUGCUUUAUUUCCUGUGUUGCCUUGUGCUUUUUAUUGGAGUAAAGGAGCAACUGGCUCCUCUGAGUAAACUGGACCACAUAAAUACGUCCUACCUAAGUAGUAUGAAGAUGGUGGUGUGUCACAUUCCAUAUGUGCAGCUUGUAUUUGGCUUCCUCUUUGCUUCACUUGCCUUCCAGAUGGCUCAGGGAAAUUUUGCCUUGUUUUGUACUCAUGCAGCAGAUAUGGGAGCAUAUUUUCAGCACCUUGUCCUCAUAUUACUGACAGCAGCCACAUUGUCCAUUCCAUUAUGGCAGACACUCUUGGUCAAAUUAGGCAAGAAGACCACCAUAUUCAUUGGCCUAUCAUCUUAUAUCCCAGCUUUAACUGUAAUAUCCCUAGUGAGGAGUAAUUUACCCAUCUUCAUCAUUAUGUCUGUGUUAGCUGGGACCAGUCUGGCAGCCCUCUAUCUGCUCCCUUGGUCCAUGUUGCCAGAUGUGGUGGAUGACUUCAAGGUCAAGAACCCUUCUUGCCAGGAUCUAGAACCGUUGUUUUACUCCUGUUAUGUUUUCUUCAACAAAUUUGGAGGAGGAAUGUCUGUUGGAGUCUCUACCUUGGUACUAUAUUUUGUAGGAUACAAACCUGGUGCCUGUAGGCACAAUCCUGAGGUUAUAUUCUCACUGCGAAUGCUUUUCGCUCCUGUGCCCAUUUGUCUUCUGCUGGUGGGCAUAGUGAUGUUUUACUUCUAUCCUAUCAAUGAAGAGCGACGGCAGCAAAUCCAGAAAGCAUUAAGGAAAGCAGGGGCAGAUAACGGCAUGAAGGGAGAAGAAGAACUGAGCCUAUGAAGCAAUCAGUAUUUCACUUAUACAACUUUUGUAACAUUGACGGGCUCUCAAACUGAAUCAUGAACAUGUUUUGUUUUUUCA